AUGUCUGCUGCUAUCAAAGAGACGUUUGCACGCUGCAAGAAAGAAGGCAGAAAUGCCCUCGUAAAUUUCAUUACUGCCGGUUUUCCAACCAUUCCCGACACCGUUCCUAUCAUGUUGGCCAUGCAAAAGGGUGGAGUGGACAUCAUCGAGUUGGGAAUUCCAUUUUCGGACCCAAUUGCCGACGGACCCACGAUUCAAAUCGCUAACACUAAAGCUUUGGAGAAUGGAAUCACCGUCCCCAAGUGUCUCGAACUUGUCAAAGAAGCAAGAGCAGCUGGUGUAACGGUCCCCAUCAUUCUUAUGGGCUACUACAACCCCAUUCUCAAAUAUGGCGAGCAAAAAAUGAUCAAGGACUCGGCCGCAGCUGGUGCCAAUGGUUACAUUGUCGUAGACCUUCCUCCAGAAGAUGCUGUUCAAUUCCGUGCUUCUUGUGCUACUCAUGGCUUAUCUUAUGUGCCGCUUGUAGCACCUGCCACCACCGACAAGCGCUUGAAAGUAUUGGGAAGCAUCGCCGAUUCGUUUAUCUAUGUCGUUUCCCGUAUGGGAACAACCGGCGCAUUGAAAAGCGUAGCCAAAGGCAUCGAUGAACUUUGUCAGCGAGUACGGAAAUUCGCUGGUGAUACCCCAUUGGCGGUUGGUUUUGGAGUUUCCACCAGAGACCAUUUUUUGACCGUGGGAGAGGCCGCAGAUGGUGUGGUUAUUGGCUCUAAAAUUAUCACCCUUAUUUCUGAAGCAGCUCCUGAAGAUAGAGCGGAUACAGCGUACCGCUUUGUUCGUCUGAUUUUGGGCGACGACUACGAGUCCAAGACCCAUGAGUUUAUUGCUGCGACCCCUCUGGAAACCAAACAGGCCCAAUUGCCAGAAGAGGAACACAAGUACAACCCUAGAUUUGGAGACUUUGGAGGUCAAUACGUACCCGAAGCUUUGCACGCUUGCUUAGCCGAACUCGAGCGUGGUUUCGAAGAUGCGGUAGCAGACCCUAAAUUUUGGGAGGAAUUCAGGUCGUUGUACUCCUACAUUGGCCGCCCUUCGUCGCUCCACCGUGCUGAUAGAUUGACCGAAUAUGCUGGCGGUGCUCAGAUCUGGCUCAAGCGUGAGGAUCUCAACCACACCGGUUCCCACAAGAUCAAUAAUGCUUUGGCCCAGGUUCUUAUUGCCAAAAGACUAGGCAAGAAAAAAAUCAUCGCAGAGACCGGUGCCGGACAGCAUGGUGUUGCUACUGCUACCGCCUGUGCUAAAUUUGGUUUGGAGUGUCAGGUGUUCAUGGGAGCUGAAGAUGUCAGGAGACAAGCGCUUAAUGUCUUUAGGAUGAGAAUCUUGGGAGCAAAGGUCAAUGCUGUUAGAAAUGGUACUCAGACUCUUCGUGAUGCCACUUCGGAAGCAUUCAGAUACUGGGUGUCCAACUUGGAGACCACGA
Meyerozyma guilliermondii ATCC 6260 is the source of this 1417-nucleotide messenger RNA. It is a transcript of the gene TRP5, whose product is annotated as tryptophan synthase. The record is from RefSeq and is a predicted model, not a curated record. The transcript has a single exon. Gene Ontology annotation, biological process: L-tryptophan biosynthetic process. The annotation marks the transcript as partial. NCBI's taxonomy places the organism in Eukaryota, Fungi, Ascomycota, Pichiomycetes, Serinales, Debaryomycetaceae. Gene Ontology annotation, molecular function: tryptophan synthase activity. Gene Ontology annotation, cellular component: cytoplasm.